Carassius gibelio (silver crucian carp) is the source of this 11442-nucleotide messenger RNA. RefSeq names its product sodium channel protein type 8 subunit alpha-like. The record is from RefSeq and is a predicted model, not a curated record. Gene Ontology annotation, biological process: sodium ion transmembrane transport; neuronal action potential; membrane depolarization during action potential. Gene Ontology annotation, cellular component: voltage-gated sodium channel complex; plasma membrane; axon. The transcript is spliced from 27 exons. Gene Ontology annotation, molecular function: voltage-gated sodium channel activity. Lineage: Eukaryota; Metazoa; Chordata; Actinopteri; Cypriniformes; Cyprinidae. Bases 422 to 6271 code for a protein of 1949 amino acids.
GUGGACGCAGGUUGCACGGGUGUGGUAUGCUACAUUUUCUUGUUUAUGUUCCUCACGAGCGUCGUUGAGAUAUCUCACUGUUUUCUAAAAGCGAUAGAAGUUUUGCUUAGAAAUGCGGUUAUGUGACUAAAACGUAAAUAGCGGGGGAAAAAAACAUGUAGUAGCCUAUUUUCCGUUUUCCCUCUGCAGCUUUGGCCCGCUUUCGUGAAGGCGUCGGGCUGUUUAGAAACGUACGUUUUCAGAAAAAUAGUUUUCUGACGCCGAGGAAAACGUGACAACGUUUUGGAAAACGCAAAGAUGCUUGGAGAACGCAAAGAACCGUUGUGCUGAUAAGGAUUUCAUGACCAAACAUUGAUGAAAUCAAGAACUGGCUGCCGUGGAGGGUACAUAACAGGAGAAGAAGUUGCUGCAGGAUGAAAACAUGGCUGCACCAUUUUUUGCACCGCCAGGACCUGACAGCUUCAAAUACUUUACCAGGGAAUCUCUGUGUGAAAUUGAGAAGCGCAUUGCUGAGGAGAAAGCCAAGCCGCCACCUAAACAAGACAACAGCUACCGCGACGAUGACGACGAGAACAAACCCAAGCCUAACACUGACCUGGAGGUGGGCAAGAGUCUACCCUUCAUCUAUGGGGAUAUCCCUCCUGGAAUGGUGGCAACACCAUUGGAGGAUCUCGAUCCUUUCUACAUGAAUAAGAAAACAUUUAUAGUCCUAAAUAAAGGGAAAACAAUCUUCCGCUUUAGUGCCACACCUUCCUUGUACAUGAUAAGCCCUUUUAAUCUCGCUAGACGAAUAGCGAUUAAAAUUUUGAUACAUUCAGUAUUCAGCAUGUUCAUAAUGUGUACGAUUUUGACCAAUUGUGUCUUCAUGACUUUUAGUAAUCCUCCCGAGUGGUCCAAACAAGUAGAGUAUACCUUUACUGGAAUUUAUACGUUUGAAUCAGCUGUAAAAAUAAUUGCCCGUGGAUUCUGUAUAGAUGACUUCACAUUCCUUAGAGAUCCAUGGAACUGGCUGGAUUUCAUGGUCAUCUCAAUGGCAUAUGUAACAGAGUUUGUGGACCUGGGGAAUGUAUCUGCGCUGAGAACAUUCAGAGUUCUCCGAGCAUUGAAAACUAUCUCUGUCAUUCCAGGUCUGAAGACCAUUGUUGGCGCUUUGAUCCAGUCGGUGAAGAAGCUGUCAGAUGUGAUGAUCCUCACCGUUUUCUGCCUCAGUGUCUUUGCCCUCAUUGGCCUGCAGCUCUUCAUGGGAAAUCUGCGACAAAAGUGUGUCAUCUGGCCCAUCAACAUCACCGAACUAUACCAGGCCAAUGGCACCCAUGCAUUCAACUGGGAUGAGUACAUCAUGAACGAAACCAAUUUCUACUUCCUGCCUGACCAGCUAGAUGCUCUGCUGUGUGGAAACAGCUCUGAUUCAGGUCGCUGUCCUGAAGGCUACACGUGCAUGAAGGCUGGUCGCAAUCCAAACUAUGGGUACACCAGCUUUGACAGUUUUGGCUGGGCUUUCCUGGCUCUAUUCCGCCUCAUGACGCAGGACUUUUGGGAGAACUUGUACCAGCUGACCCUGAGAGCAGCAGGGAAGACCUACAUGAUUUUCUUUGUGCUGGUGAUCUUUGUUGGCUCAUUCUACCUUGUGAAUCUGAUCCUGGCUGUGGUGGCCAUGGCAUAUGAAGAACAGAACCAGGCCACUAUGGAAGAAGCAGAGCGAAAGGAGGCGGAGUUUAAAGCCAUGCUGGAACAGCUGAAGAAACAGCAGGAGGAUGCACAGGCUAACGCAAUGGCGACAUCGGCGGGAACGGUGUCUGAGGACGUGGUGGAGGAUGAUGGUGAUGGAGGUGGGAACUUGUCCUGCAGCUCAUCCGAGAUGUCUAAACUCAGCUCCAAGAGUGCCAAAGAGCGACGCAACCGCAAGAAGAAGUGGCGGCAGAAAGAGCAGGACAAGGAGAAAGGGGACAGUGAGAAGUUUGUCAAAUCUGAAUCAGAUGAUGGAAGCAGGUGGAGCAGAUUACGUUUCCCUGACAACCGUUUAGGACGUAGGAGUUCUAUAAUGAACCAGUCUCUGCUCAGCAUCCCAGGCUCACCAUUCCCUUCAAGACGCAACAGUAAGAGCAGCAUCUUCAGCCGCUGCAAGGACGGAGGCUCGGAGAAUGAGUUUGCAGAUGAUGAACACAGCACAGUUGAGGAGUACGACGAGCGGCGUGAUUCGUUCUUAAACCCACAACGUCGCAGCAGCUACACAGGUUACUACGGCAAGUGCAACAGCACUGUGGAUUGCAAUGGAGUGGUUUCUCUCAUCGGACCGGGGCCUGGCGGACGCCUACUGCCUGAGUCAACCACUGAUCUCGAAAUCAAGAAGAAACUCUCAGGCUCUCUAAUGGUUUCUCUAGAGCAGCUUAACACAUCGUUUGGGCGCAAGGAGCGAGUCAACAGUGUCAUGAGUGUGUUAACCAACACAUUGGUUGAGGAAUUGGAAGAGUCUCAGAGGAAUUGUCCACCAUGCUGGUACAAAUUUGCCAACAAGUUUCUUAUCUGGGAAUGCGGACCUGUUUGGAUGAAGAUUAAGAAGAUUGUGAACCUGAUCGUGAUGGACCCUUUUGUAGACUUGGCUAUCACCAUUUGUAUUGUGUUGAAUACUCUCUUCAUGGCCAUGGAGCAUUACCCUAUGACGGAGAAUUUUGAACAUGUGCUGUCUGUCGGAAACCUGGUGUUUACUGGUAUCUUCACUGCCGAAAUGUUUGCCAAACUGGUUGCAAUGGACCCAUACUACUAUUUCCAGGAAGGCUGGAAUAUUUUUGAUGGAAUUAUCGUGAGCUUGAGUUUAAUGGAGUUGGGCUUGGCUGAUGUAGAAGGUCUUUCUGUGCUGAGAUCAUUCCGAUUGCUGAGAGUUUUUAAACUGGCCAAGUCAUGGCCCACUCUUAACAUGCUGAUUAAGAUCAUCGGCAACUCAGUGGGAGCUUUGGGGAACCUGACCCUGGUGUUGGCCAUCAUCGUCUUCAUCUUCGCCGUUGUGGGCAUGCAGUUGUUUGGGAAGAGCUACAAGGACUGUGUGUGUAAGAUCGCUGAAGAUUGCGAGCUGCCCCGCUGGCACAUGAAUGACUUCUUUCAUUCAUUCUUAAUCGUCUUCCGGGUGUUAUGUGGAGAGUGGAUUGAGACCAUGUGGGACUGUAUGGAAGUGGCUGGACAGGGAAUGUGUCUCAUCGUCUUCAUGAUGGUCAUGGUCAUAGGAAACUUGGUGGUCUUGAAUCUGUUCCUUGCCUUGCUGCUGAGCUCAUUCAGCGCAGACAACUUGGCAGCUUCUGAUGAUGACGGCGAGAUGAACAACUUACAGAUUGCCGUUAUUCGCAUUAAGAAGGGAAUUGCCUGGGUGAAGGCCAAAGUUCGAGAGCUGGUCAACAUCAUCCUCAGGAGGAAGGUCACUGACGAGGCCAAGCCGCUAGAUGAAAUGUACGACCGGAAGCUAAACUGCAUCACCAAUCAUACCGGCGUGGACAUCAGUCGUGACAUGGACUAUCAGAAAAAUGGCAACGGGACCAGCAGUGGUAUAGGCAGUAGUGUAGGCAAGUACAUGAUUGAUGAUGACCACAUGUCCUUCAUCCACAACCCCAACCUGACCGUAUGCGUGCCCAUUGCCGUGGGCGAGUCAGACUUUGAGAAUCUCAACACAGAAGAUUUCAGCAGUGAGUCUGAAGCAGAGGGCGGCAAAGAAUUGGAUGAAAUCAGCUCUUCAGAGGGCAGCACCAUAGAUCUUAAACCAGAGGUAGAAGAAGCGGUGGUGGUGGAGGCAGUAGAGGAAUAUGUUGACCCAGAACCUUGUUGGACUGAAGCUUGUGUGGCCCGCUACAAGUGUUGUGAUGUGCCCAUCACGGAGGGCUGGGGUAAGAAUUGGUGGUUCCUCCGGAAGACCUGCUAUCUCAUUGUGGAGCACAACUGGUUUGAAACCAUCAUCAUCUUUAUGAUCCUCCUCAGUAGUGGAGCGUUGGCAUUUGAGGAUGUGUACAUUGAACAGAGGAAGACGAUCCGUAUUAUUCUGGAGUACGCUGACAAGGUCUUUACCUACAUCUUCAUAUUGGAGAUGUUGUUAAAGUGGGUGGCCUACGGUUUUGUCAAGUACUUCACCAACGCCUGGUGCUGGCUGGACUUCUUCAUUGUUGACGUGUCUAUAAUCAGCCUUAUAGCUAAUGCACUGGGCUACUCCGAACUAGGGCCCAUUAAAUCUCUCAGGACACUAAGGGCCCUGAGACCCCUCAGAGCAUUGUCACGUUUUGAAGGGAUGAGGGUGGUAGUCAACGCCUUGGUGGGUGCCAUCCCUUCCAUUAUGAAUGUCUUGCUGGUUUGCCUCAUCUUUUGGCUGAUUUUCAGUAUCAUGGGUGUCAACCUGUUUGCGGGAAAGUAUUACUACUGCUACAAUAUGACUGAAAAGGCAUUGUUCGAAAUUGAUGUAGUCAACAACAAAUCAGAGUGCCAAGCAUUGAUAGAUCAGAACUUCACUGAGGUGCGCUGGAGAAACGUCAAAAUCAACUUUGACAAUGUGGGUGCUGGUUACUUGGCUCUACUGCAAGUGGCAACAUUUAAAGGAUGGAUGGACAUCAUGUAUGCAGCAAUUGAUUCACGAAAGGUGGGAGACCAACCAAAGUAUGAGGACAACAUCUACAUGUAUAUCUACUUUGUUAUCUUCAUAAUAUUUGGCUCUUUCUUCACACUCAACCUCUUCAUUGGUGUCAUCAUUGAUAACUUCAACCAGCAGAAGAAAAAGUUUGGAGGUCAGGAUAUCUUCAUGACAGAGGAACAAAAGAAGUACUACAAUGCUAUGAAGAAGCUUGGCUCAAAGAAACCUCAGAAACCCAUACCCAGACCACAGAACAAGCUCCAGGGCAUGGUGUUUGACUUUGUGACACAGCAGGUCUUUGAUAUCUCCAUCAUGAUCCUCAUCUGUUUGAACAUGGUCACCAUGAUGGUUGAGACAGACGAUCAGUCAAAGGAGACUGAAAACAUUCUGUAUUGGGUUAACUUCAUCUUUAUCGUGGCCUUCACCUCCGAGUUUGUCCUGAAGCUCUUUGCACUGCGUCAUUACUACUUCACCAAUGGCUGGAACGUCUUUGACUGUGUUGUGGUCAUUCUCUCUAUUGUGGGUAUGUUUCUGGCUGACCUGAUCGAGAAGUACUUUGUGUCACCAACUUUGUUCAGGGUUAUCCGUCUGGCUCGAAUCGGACGUAUCUUGCGUCUGAUCAAAGGAGCAAAGGGCAUUCGGACUUUACUGUUUGCACUGAUGAUGUCACUACCAGCCCUGUUUAAUAUCGGCCUUCUGCUGUUUUUGGUCAUGUUCAUCUUUUCUAUCUUUGGCAUGUCAAACUUUGCCUACGUAAAGCGGGAGUCUGGCAUAGAUGACUUGUAUAAUUUUGAAACAUUUGGGAAUAGCAUGAUCUGCCUGUUCAUGAUAACCACCUCAGCAGGGUGGGAUGGCCUUCUUGCUCCCAUUCUCAACUACCCACCUGAUUGUGACCCAAAUAAGGAGAAUCCAGGUACCACAGUGAAAGGAGACUGCGGAAACCCUUCAGUGGGCAUCUUCUUUUUCGUCAUGUACAUUAUUGUCUCGUUCCUUAUCGUGGUUAACAUGUAUAUCGCCAUCAUUCUGGAGAACUUCAGCGUCGCCACAGAGGAAAGCGCUGAUCCACUUUGCGAGGAUGACUUUGAGUCCUUUUACGAAAUCUGGGAAAAGUUUGACCCCACUGCUUCCCAGUUUAUCACCUUUGCCAAGCUGGGUGACUUUGCUGAUACUCUGGAGUACCCACUGCGCGUUCCCAAGCCCAACACUAUAGAGCUGAUCGCCAUGGACCUGCCCAUGGUGAGCGGCGACCGUAUUCACUGCCUAGAUAUCCUGUUUGCCUUCACCAAACGCGUGUUGGGUGACAGCGGUGACCUGGACAUGAUGCGGCAACAAAUGGAGGAACGAUUCAUUGCUGCCAAUCCUUCCAAAGUGUCUUUUGAGCCCAUCACCACCACUAUGCGCCGAAAGCAGGAGCACAUGUCUGCCGCGGUCAUCCAACGUUCAUACCGUGCUUAUCUUAUUCGGAGAGGCUUCAUCUGCAAGUGCUUGCUCAGCAGCAGCAGGCUGGAGAAUGGCGGGACCAAUCAGGACAAGAAGGAGGGCACGCCUUCUACUGCCUCGCUGCCUUCUUACGACAGCGUGACCAAACCCGAGAAGGAGAACCAGGAGGAGAGCGACAGCAAUGGCCAAGAGGGCACAAACCAAAAAGAGGUCGAGGAAUCCAAGUGUUAAGAAUGACGGAGACUGAACUAGUGAUUCGAGACUGAAACUAUCUAUUCCAACAAAUGUAUAGAAAAUCAUUUGUAACAAAAAACACAGAAAUCUUGGGAGAACAAGGUUGUUUACAGACAACAAAUGCACCAGGAAAGCAGCUCAGUUUUUUAUAGAUUUAAUGAUGACCAAACCAACCUAUGAGCUUACUGUCUUAACAUUUGUGCUCAGUGACCAAUACUUUACUGUUCCAACUGCAGCUGAAAGGCACUUAAAAGGAGAAACAAAAUAAUGACCUAUGGCAGACAUCUUUGACCACCUGCCAAAGGACAAAGCAGUACAAAGCAAGCUCAUAAGAUGGAUUCCUUUGCACCAAAACACGUGGAGUUCUGCUAUGGACUGCUUUGAACCUCCCUUUUUUAAACACUACACUGCCAAAAUCCCACUGAAACCUCCCACUCAUCCCGUGGAUUCUGGGAUGUUGUAUUUUAACCAUAGGAGAACCAGUAAUAACGACGUUAACUCAAUCAUGUGGAGUGUCCGUGUUUAAAAAAAAAAGAAAGAAACACGGACACAUUAUGCAAGGGUUUUCAGUUGUUGUGAUGGAUAUCUCACCUUAUUUGACCCACAAAAAGUAGGGGGAAAAGCUCAGUCCAUGCCAUUCAUCUCAUCAUCAUCUCUUUGUUAUACUUACAGAAAAAAAAGUUUUAUACAUGGGCUUUCAAAUCGAUAUAGGGUUGGGGAAUUUUUCAGGGUUUUGACUUGGGCUGAAAGGGACUUACUCAGACUGAGUUCCUGGUAAAUAAAUAAAUAAUUGUGCUCGUUCAAUGCAUAUAAAUGACUUGCAUGGUGGCAUGUUUAGAUCAGGAAUCAUGCAUGUACAGUAUUGUUCAAAAUAAUAGCAGUACAAUGUGACUAACCAGAAUAAUCAAGGUUUUUAGUAUAUUUUUUAUUGCUACAUGGCAAACAAGUUACCAGUAGGUUCAGUAGAUUGUCAGAAAACAAACAAGACCCAGCAUUCAUGAUAUGCACGCUCUUAAGGCUGUGCAAUUGGGCAAUUAGUUGAAAGGGGUGUGUUCAAAAAAAUAGCAGUGUCUACCUUUGACUGUACAAACUCAAAACUAUUUUGUACAAACAUUUUUUUUUUUCUGGGAUUUAGCAAUCCUGUGAAUCACUAAACUAAUAUUUAGUUGUAUGACCACAGUUUUUUAAAACUACUUGACAUCUGUGUGGCAUGGAGUCAACCAACUUGUGGCACCUCUCAGCUGUUAUUCCACUCCAUGAUUCUUUAACAACAUUCCACAAUUCAUUCACAUUUCUUGGUUUUGCUUCAGAAACAGCAUUUUUGAUAUCACCCCACAAGUUCUCAAUUGGAUUAAGGUCUGGAGAUUGGGCUGGCCACUCCAUAACAUUAAUUUUGUUGGUUUGGAACCAAGACUUUGCCCGUUUACUAGUGUGUUUUGGGUCAUUGUCUUGUUGAAACAACCAUUUCAAGGGCAUGUCCUCUUCAGCAUAGGGCAACAUGACCUCUUCAAGUAUUUUAACAUAUGCAAACUGAUCCAUGAUCCCUGGUAUGCGAUAAAUAGGCCCAACACCAUAGUAGGAGAAACAUGCCCAUAUCAUGAUGCUUGCACCUCCAUGCUUCACUGUCUUCACUGUGUACUGUGGCUUGAAUUCAGAGUUUGGGGGUCGUCUCACAAACUGCCUGUGGCCCUUGGACCCAAAAAGAACAAUUUUACUCUCAUCAGUCCACAAAAUGUUCCUCCAUUUCUCUUUAGGCCAGUUGAUGUGUUCUUUGGCAAAUUGUAACCUCUUCUGCACAUGCCUUUUUUUUAACAGAGGGACUUUGCGGGGGAUUCUUGAAAAUAGAUUAGCUUCACACAGACGUCUUCUAACUGUCACAGUACUUACAGGUAACUCCAGACUGUCUUUGAUCAUCCUGGAGGUGAUCAUUGGCUGAGCCUUUGCCAUUCUGGUUAUUCUUCUAUCAAUUUUGAUGGUUGUCUUCCGUUUUCUUCCACGUCUCUCUGGUUUUGCUCUCCAUUUUAAGGCAUUGGAGAUCAUUUUAGCUGAACAGCCUAUCAUUUUUUGCACCUCUUUAUAGGUUUUCCCCUCUCUAAUCAACUUUUUAAUCAAAGUACGCUGUUCUUCUGAACAAUGUCUUGAACGACCCAUUUUCCUCAGCUUUCAAAUGCAUGUUCAACAAGUGUUGGCUUCAUCCUUAAAUAGGGGCCACCUGAUUCACACCUGUUUCUUCACAAAAUUGAUGACCUCAGUGAUUGAAUGCCACACUGCUAUUUUUUUGAACAGACCCCUUUCAACUAAUUCAACUAAUUGCCCAAUUGCACAGCCUUAAGAGCGUGCAUAUCAUGAAUGCUGGGUCUCAUUUGUUUUCUGAGAAUCUACUGAACCUACUGGUAACUUGUUUGCCACGUAACAACAAAAAAAUAUACGAAAAACCUUGAUUAUUCUGGUUAGUCACAUUGUACUGCUAUUAUUUUGAACAAUACUGUAUAAUCAUAGUCCACUUGGCACUGCUACUCAAACCACAUCAGUGGCUUGACCAUACAUUCGACACUGUCCACUAGUUAUCAAAUUAAAUAGAUAUAGCUGGGAAAUGAUUGGUCAAUAGCAACAUAUUUAACUACUGGCUAUGGCAAGUAUAUGUAUACUUACCCUUCGUAUGGGUUGCUUCCUGAUUAACCGACUCUCACACCAUGCGUCAUGUGUGUAUUUUAAGGUGGUCGAUCAAAGCUGUUCCUUCGUUUGGAUAUACAAUAUGGCAACUGCACAUCUGCACACACAUAGAGGUGUUUCACUGCCCUGGACCUAAGGAGAAUUUGGGAUGACCAUUUGGAGAAACAGUAUCACUUGAAUCAAAUCUUGGGUUCAUAAACCUUUGAUUUGUUUUUUACACCAGCAAUAUGAUUCAACUGCCCCUUGAUGUGCAGCUGAGGCUCUGGUAGAGCCUUCAAUAGAUCUUCAAAAGGUACAGCCACCAUGCCAUUUAAACCCUUACAAUGCUUUGAUGGGAUACCAUCUCUUCGAUUUUCCUGGAGUACUUGUCUUCAUGUCAGCACAUCCUCAUGUUUACCAUGAAAAGAGGUUGUCAGUUGUGUUAGCAUCUUGUUUUGUCUGAAAGAUGUUGGAGAAAGCACUCGAGUAGCCAUUUUGAAUGCAUCUCGUAGACCUUUAUUAGCCUUCUCCCUGUUGAAUGAAAAAAAUUAUUGAUGUAUAUUUGUAACAGCUUGGAUUAUACACGUAAACUGGCCUUAAACAGCAGGAAAACAAGGAAGGUGGCACUUUUAGAAUGAAGUGGUGGGUACUUUUUGCUUGACAGCAUGUAGGUUAUUUUAGCCAGUGUUGGUGAUACUACAGAUUGGCUUGUUGCUACCUCUUGAGCAAACUGCCAUUCCUUCUUGCUCUGGGUGCAAUAGAAAUUGUUUGAAUUUGCAACAGUAAUUCCUUUGUUUACAAUAUUUUAGUAAUGUUUCAUUACCUCUCCUAUUUGAUAAGGAUGAACACUUAUUCUGGUGUUACGGUGGAUCAUAGAUAACGUAAUACAAUGCUAAUACAUAGGAACAGGAUUAUGAAAUCAUAGGACAUCUCCAAUCGCUGCGUCAGCAGGCACAGGACACCAGAGAGUCCGGGAGAGCACACUAGUUUACAAACCCACUUCCUCUACUUCUCAGACCUGUAGGUCUGUUUACUGCCUGAGAUCUGUAAAUCAGUGUGGGUGCUGUGGACUUGAACCAAAUGAAGCCUGGUGAAUCACUUAGACUACCGUGUAGUUUUCCCCCCAACUCCCAUUUUAGUUCAGAUGUGAAAUGAAAAAUCACUCUCACUGACUGUAUGACAAGUUAAUGUAUCAUUCAUGUACAGGAAAGGGUCAUGAUGUACAUGGCACAAUUGCUGAAAAGAAUUAACUUUUUAAGGAAAACUAUGAGCAUUGUAAUAUAUUAAUUUAUUUUAAAUGGCAUGCUUUGUUGUGGGUUUUGUAAAUACAGAAUUUUAAAGAAAUACUGCUAUUAAUCUAAUAAUAAAUUAUAACAAUGAUAUAGAAUGGCUUCCAGCUGAUGCCCUUGUCACAUAUUAAUUUUAUUUUUCUCACUUUUAUUAAAGGGAAUUAAAUAAUAUAAUGUAUCAAUAAUAUUAUACAAAGAAUAUAUACGUGUAUGUGAGUGUGUGUGUGUGUGUGUGUCUAUAUAUAUAUAUAAUAUAUAUAUAAUAUGAAAGGAUAUACAAAUGAGCACUGUAAUAUUUAAUGCAAUAUGUCCAGUUGAUGUCCCAAAAAAUUAUGUUGGGGAUGAACACAUGCACGGUUGUUAUCAGCGCUGCUAGGAUAUUUAAAUCUUAUACUGUACAAUGAGAGGGUUAUGCAUAUAUAGACAUCCGCCAUCCUGUCUAUGGACAUUGUGUGGUCACCCACCUGAGCCUGAAAGUCUAAAACAGUUCAUGUAUUGUACUCUAAAGGCCUCCCCAAACACUUCAGUGCCGUUACUUGCGGGCCUGAACAACAGUUUUGUAUGCAUUUUGUAUCUGGGUUUUAUGUGUUCAGUGGUCUGUUUCUAGUGCUACUUCACUAAUUGUUGUGUGCCUUUUACUGCAUUUUCUCCAUGUUCCUUCAUUUUCUGAAUUGCAUUUCACUGCAAUUUUGGAGGAUGGUGCCAUAUUUAACAUUUAGUUGAUGAUGGGGUAAAGACAUGAAAAUUGUAAAUGGAGCACAAUGCAAAUCAGGGACUGUAGUCUGAACAAGGAGUCUGGUGUACUGCUAAUGGGACACUGAAACCAAGAAAACAAGUCCACUUCUUCCAGAUUCAAUGUUUUGAAAUCUUCUGAUGUUCUGUUUUCUGUAUUUUGUGUAUCAUCCACUUGGCUUGUAAAAAAAAAAAAAAAAGAAAAAAAUACAGCUUGCCUUCAGACUUGUGUUUUUUUCCAUCUUUGAAACUCACUUUUGUAUUGAUAUUCAGUUACUGGACUUCCAUUUUUAGCAUGACUAAAAUGCUUUCCAUUUUGUGAAAAGAUUUCAAAAGUGCUUUUCAAACUGUUGUUUUGUUUGACACAGUGUUGUAGGACGACAUAUAAUGGUGUGUAUGGCACAACCACAGGAACUCUUAGUAAGAAUAUAUAAAAGAUUGUCUUCAUUUGAGCACGAAACUUUUUAUUAACAAUAAAGCAGCCUUCCAGUGGCA